GCUGCAGCCCGGGCCGGGUUGCGCUGCGCUGGGGGAGCAGGUUUCUUUGUUGGCUGCCGGGUGACUGGUUCCCAUUAAUCUCCCGCACUGGUCGUGGCCGUCUCCACUUCCUGCCUUUGCAUACUUCUCUCUCCCUCGAUUUCAGUCCCUUCCCACCCCUUUCCCUCCCCCCUUUCUUUCCCUCUUCCCAGCUUCUCCAAAAAAGCUACGAUCGCCCGGGCUGCGGGACGGGGGCUGCAGGCAGCCGGCGGAGGGAGCGCAUCCCCGCGCACCUCGAAACAUGAAAGAAUACAGGAAAUCCUGCAUGACCUUAUGAAUACCUGUGCUAAUUAAGUCACUGGCUUGGUACUGGAAGAACAGCAAGAUAAUAACACAGAGUUUUGUCUGGGAAAUACAAAUCUGAGAAUGGAGUGGAAAGGGAAAUGCUCCAAAUUUCAGAUAUCCACAUUUCUAGAGAGCAGAAAUGACCAUGACUGCCAACAAGAACAGCAGUGUCAACAGCAGAGCUGGAGGGAGUAAAGUGCCUCAGGACACUCUGGAUAGGUGCCAGUCAGCCACUCUGCCGCCCCUGUUGUCCCCGCAAAGAAGCCCUGCCUACCCCCUCAGUGACAGCGAGGACUCUUCCCGCUCUACGGGGCUCUCCAAAGGCUCCAGCUCCAGGCGGUGCCUCAAGGACUGGAACAGCCGCACGUCUACGCUGCGAAGCACCUCCACGAGCCCCUCGGACACCGACUCCCCGAGCCGCCCCCUCAAAGCCAUCAGCGUGGGUGCUUUGGAUAAAAGGCUGUCUGUGUUCAAGGCUGACCAAAAGGAGAGUCCAAAUAAGGGUCAAGACAGGGAAGCAGUAGGGAGCCAUCCACUCACCAGGAGCACUCUGUCCUUGGGCACUGCCUCCAAAUUGAGGACCCUCUCCAUCAGCAGGGUGAGCGUCCGCUCGCAGGCGCUGGACAUCCGGCAGAAGAUCACAGAAUGGGAAUGCCGCCGGGAGCUGUCCCCCAGGACGAGCGUGUGUAUGGACAAGAGGGAUGCUGGGGAGAGGUCGGGCAGUGAGAGCUGCCCCAGCGUGCUGACCUCUCCCUGCAGCGACAAAACAUUUGAUUUCAAAGGGCUCAGAAGAAUGAGCCGAACAUUUUCCGAGUGCUCUUACCCGGAAACAGAGGAGGAGGAACUACUGGACAGGGAUUCCUGCCAUCGGUUUGAAAAGAGACCAGGCAGGAGCGAACCUCCUUUCCUUAAGAGCCAUGUGAGGAAAGAGUCCUCCGCUGUGCUCAACAGAAUCCAGAAGAUCGAGCAGGCACUGAAGGAGCAGUCGGGCAGAGGCCUCCCCCAGUUACCAAGUAGCUGCUACAGUGUUGACAAAGGGAGGAAAAAGUCUGGGACUCUGAGUACUGUGGAGGGACUGAGCGAAGCCCUGAGCGAUAGCAAAGGAGGGGGCGUUAUUUUGGGGAGUGAACCAGAAACACCUCCUGAGGCUGAGAAAAGCAGUAAAACGAAACAGGGGGUCACUGCGAACUCAGCUGGCCCCAAAGUGCUCCUGGAAAGCGCGGCUAACAGCGCCGUCAAUCCCGUCCCCAAGCCCAAACGCACCUUUGAGUACGAGGCAGACAAAUCCCACAAAAGCAAACCAAGCAAUGGCCUACCUCCAUCUCCCACACCUGCUGCUCCUCCUCCCCUCCCGUCCACUCCUGCGCCCCCCGUCACCAGGAGGCAGAAGAAAGAGUCGCGCUUUCACAGAAAAUCCCAGAAUAGAAAAUCCUUUGAGUUUGAGGAUGCCUCAAGCCUGCAAUCCCUGUACCCUCCCUCCCCGACUGAAAAUGGAACUGAGAGCCAGCAUAAAUUUGGAUCCAAGAGCACUUUAGAAGAAAAUGCCUACGAAGACAUCGUAGGCGAGUCACCCAAGGAAAACCCGUACGAGGAUGUGGAGCUGAAAGGCCGUCACGCUGGGCGAAAAUCCCAUCAGCUGUCCGAGAACUCCCUAGAUUCCCUGCACAGGAUGUGGACGCCGCAGAGCAGGAAAUACCCAGCCCCUCCUCAGCUGCCCUCCAAGGCCAGCAGCCACUCCCUGCGCGUCGGGAACUGGUCAGAGAGGAAGAGCCACCGCCUGCCGCGGCUGCCCAAGCGGCACAGCCACGAUGACAUGCUGCUGCUGGCUCAGCUGGGCAUCCCCUCGUCCCCCUCCAGCCUCAAUGAGGACAGCCUGAGCACCGCCAGCGAGCUGCUGUCCACGCGGCGCGCCAGGAGGAUCCCCAAGCUUGUCCAAAGAAUUAAUUCCAUCUACAGUGCAAAAAGAGGGAAAAAACGACUGAAGAAACUUUCCAUGUCCAAUAUUGAGACGGCAUCCCUACGAGAUGAGAACAGCGAGAGUGAGAGUGACUCAGAUGACAGGUUUAAAGCUCAUACCCAGCGCCUUGUGCACAUCCAGUCAAUGCUGAAGAGGGCUCCAAGUUAUCGAACCCUGGAACUGGAGCUGAUUGAGUGGCAGGAGCGGGAGUUGUUUGAGUAUUUUGUGGUAGUGUCCCUGAAAAAGAAGCCCUCUAAAAACACUUACCUCCCAGAAGUGACAUACCAGUUUCCCAAGCUGGAGAGACCAACCAAGCAGAUGCGGGAAGCGGAGGAGCGCCUCAAGGCUAUCCCACAGUUCUGCUUCCCUGAUGCCAAGGACUGGCUCCCUGUCUCUGAGUACAACAGUGAGACCUUCUCUUUCAUGCUGACUGGGGAGGAUGGCAGCCGGCGCUUCGGGUACUGCAGGAGGCUGUUGCCCAAUGGAAAAGGCCCACGCCUACCUGAAGUUUACUGUGUCAUCAGCCGCCUGGGGUGCUUUGACUUAUUUUCUAAGAUCCUGGAUGAGGUUGAAAGGAGAAGGGGAAUAUCUGCUGCCCUGGUUUAUCCAUUUAUGAGAAGUCUGAUGGAAUCUCCUUUUCCUGCACCUGGAAAGACAAUCAAAGUCAAAACCUUCCUGCCUGGAGCUGGAAAUGAGGUCAUUGAGCUGCGGAGGCCCAUGGACUCCCGCCUGGAACACGUGGAUUUUGAGUGCCUCUUCCAGUGCCUCAGCGUGCGGCAGAUCAUCCGCAUCUUCGCCUCCCUGCUGCUGGAGCGCCGCGUCAUCUUUGUGGCAGACAAGCUCAGCACCCUGUCGAGCUGCUCCCAUGCUGUAGUGGCCCUGCUGUACCCCUUCUCCUGGCAGCACACCUUCAUCCCUGUCCUGCCCUCAUCCAUGAUUGACAUCGUGUGCUGCCCUACCCCCUUCCUGGUGGGACUGCUCUCCAGCUCUCUGCCCAAACUCAAGGACCUGCCUGUAGAGGAGGCUUUGAUGGUUAACCUGGGAUCUGAUCGAUUCAUUAGACAGAUGGAUGAUGAAGACACACUAUUACCUAGAAAAUUGCAAGCUGCUCUGGAGCAGGCUCUGGAGAGAAAGAAUGAACUGAUAAAUCAGGAUUCAGAUAGUGAUUCAGAUGAUGAAUGUAACACCCUGAAUGGAUUAGUGUCUGAGGUUUUUAUCCGAUUCUUUGUGGAGACAGUUGGCCAUUAUUCCCUGUUCCUAACCCAGAAUGAAAAAGGAGAGCGUGCCUUCCAAAGGGAGGCUUUCCGUAAAUCUGUGGCCUCCAAGAGUAUCCGCCGCUUCUUGGAAGUUUUCAUGGAAUCCCAAAUGUUCGCUGGCUUCAUCCAGGACAGAGAGCUGAGGAAAUGCAGGGCUAAAGGGCUCUUCGAGCAGAGGGUGGAACAGUAUUUGGAAGAGCUGCCGGACACGGAACAGAGUGGAGUAAACAAGUUCCUGCGAGGCCUCGGUAACAAAAUGAAGUUCCUUCACAAGAAGAACUAGCUCCUUCCUGCUGGAACACCAGCCCCAAGCCUGUUCAUGGCUCUGUGCGAGACACCUGCGGCGUUGGAGCGUGGAGCGGGAGGAGGGCAGAGCAAGCUGACAGCAGCUCCGGGCAAUGACCGAUGCUGUGUCAGUGAUGGCUCCUCUGUGUACUUGGGUAGAGUUUGUACAUAAUGUGCUGUAAGCUUUUGUAACUGAUUUUGUAAUGAGCGAGAAAACUGUGGUAAAUAUUUGUAUAUUCCUGAGAAUACCAGGGGCUUGUUUUUUUCUUUAGUAUGAGUUGAGUUAUGCUUGGUGCAGGAACGAGUAGCUGAUGAUGUGCAGCCGACUGUCUCGGCAGAACCACUGACUUCAAGGGAUGUUUGAUGGCUGAACACUGCGGGGUGAAUGAGCUCAGGUACGUGGGAGAGGUUGUACACACGGGGCUGCUCUCGUGAGGCACAGGCGCUUGUCUAUUUCCUUGGAAUUAAUUUUAAAGGAGAAAUAACAAAGCGACUUGAUAAUAAGGUACUUGGUUCACAUUACAAAACCUCCACUUGGUUUGAACUCUGGUCAGUAAACUCCUUGUAACCCAUUCUGCACUAAGACUGCUAAGCCUGGGGGGAUCUCAGCUCUCUGACAUGCAAGCUGCAGCGAGUAGGUACAGUACAGCCUUUCCUAAUGUAUGUAUGUAUGGAUCCUAAUAAACUCUGUAAAUAGA
Molecule: messenger RNA, 4520 nt
Organism: Poecile atricapillus (Black-capped chickadee)
Lineage: Eukaryota; Metazoa; Chordata; Aves; Passeriformes; Paridae
Gene: DENND2B
Product: DENN domain containing 2B
Exons: 22
Coding region: 464-3820 (1118 amino acids)
Biological process (GO): positive regulation of ERK1 and ERK2 cascade
Source: RefSeq, a predicted model, not a curated record